Messenger RNA from Punctularia strigosozonata HHB-11173 SS5, 333 nucleotides. RefSeq lists its product as uncharacterized. The transcript has a single exon. NCBI's taxonomy places the organism in Eukaryota, Fungi, Basidiomycota, Agaricomycetes, Corticiales, Punctulariaceae. The record is from RefSeq and is a predicted model, not a curated record. Bases 1 to 333 code for a protein of 110 amino acids.
AUGUACUUCUCCGUUAUCAAUACAGUCACCGCCGUCUGCCUCGCUCAAGUCGCUUCAGCAGCAUUCUGGCAAGAGUUUUCUGGCGCGGGCUGCUCCGGUGCCCCGUUCUUCAACGGCGGCUCGUGCGGUGGUCCCCAGCAAUGCGUCACACUUGGUGGCGAGUCCGUUGCGAUCCAAACGAGCUUUGGAGUGCCGUGCUCCGUGCCGUUCUUUAACGACACUACGUGCGGUACCAGUGGAGGAUCCAUCAUCGACCGCUUUGGAGCCGGGUGCAUCGACUUCUCCGAUUUGCCAUCCGGCACAGGCAGUUUCCUGUUCGCCUGCUCCACCUGA